AUGGUGCUCGCUUCUUGGGCAGUACUUGUAAGUGCCGCUUUAGUGGGUGUAGUGAGAGGUGCACAAUACGGUGAUUACGCCGCAGCUGAGAUGCCGCAUUAUGGUUCGGAGGAGUAUCACGAAUCCGCUCGAGAAGCUGCUCCAGCUGUUGAUGAAUACAAUGAUCGCUCACCCGAAGCACCUGCCUCUCCAGAUUACAAAUAUGAGGAGCAUUUAAAUUCGCGAACCGCGAAUAUGAAAACUGAGGACAGCUGGCAAAAAUCAACUUUAAAACCGUCAAGAGUUCAAAGGCUGAACCUAAGAGCACACGUGGAUCGAAAUAAAAUUAAAUCAACUUUUUACCAGCGAAAAAAAUCCAGGAGUUCUGUCAAAAAAUCUGACAUUAUUGAGAAACAGUUGAGAAAUGGGAGAAUACGAAGUAACGAUAUUAUUGAUAAAGAGGAAGACUUUGUAGGUGACGCUAGGUAUCAAGAUCGAUUUGAGGAUGAUAAAGUUUAUACAAGAGCUACCACUGAGCGAGUUGUAAGACGAAAAGCACGAGACAGGUCUUUUGGAAGUCCUGAAAUUGAAACUGAGAAUGAUGAAUCAGAAGAUGACGAUGAUGAUGAAGAACUAAAAAAUGAACACAGUCAGGUAAAGGAUGUUGAAUAUUCUGUGAAAGAGGAAUCAGUUGCUUUACCUGUAAAAUCAGAAGAAUCUAAACAGUUGGAUACAAAUGAGGAGACCGAAGCCUUUCGCCAACAAUCUCCCAUACGUACCGAUGACGACCUCGUUUCUCGUUUAGAAGCCAAAAAAUUAGACCAAAAGACAGAGAACCAAUAUCAAGAUUAUUAUGACAUGAAACGAGUUAAUAAUAUUAAGAAGAAAAUUACUGUCCUAUAUCGUCGAACAAAAGCUAAAUCUAUUGAGAGUACGACUACUGAUUUGUCUUUAGCGGAGAAGUCCAGAUUGUCAAUUUUAAGAAAAGCACAGCUGAAAGAGAGUUUGAUGGAUAAAAGUGCGACAGUCAAGCCACCAGUACUGAUGCAGGUAACGCGGAAGAUGAAUACCGUGGUAAUGGUCGAGCCGCCUAAACAGAAUCUCAAUAUGAAUCUGAUGGGCAAUUUAGGGGGACUAAUAAGUGAUUCACCCGAGCGUUUGGCUCGCGCUAAAAGACUUAUGAGGCGUAAGUUGAUAGCCGGAGCACGCAGUAUCCAUGAUCUGACUGACAACUGGGAUGAAAUGGUUUGCGAUUACUUGGACGUGACACAACUAGAUGGCGCGAUGAAAAAUCAUAUUAGUACAUCUCUCAUUUUGCUAACACUGUUACAGCUUCUAUUUUAA
Parnassius apollo (apollo) is the source of this 1323-nucleotide messenger RNA. The record is from the annotation of a GenBank genome assembly. NCBI's taxonomy places the organism in Eukaryota, Metazoa, Arthropoda, Insecta, Lepidoptera, Papilionidae.